This is a messenger RNA of Paramecium octaurelia, 234 nucleotides long. The record is from the annotation of a GenBank genome assembly. Lineage: Eukaryota; Ciliophora; Oligohymenophorea; Peniculida; Parameciidae.
AUGAAACCAUUAGCAAUUAGAUAAUAAAUAAAAAGUAAGAAUUAAGACAGAAGUAAACUCAUGGUGACCAAAAAAAGAAUUUCAAAGAAAAAUGGGCCAAGAUUCACCAGAACCAUCAAAGAAACUAUUGAGAAUGCUCAAACCAUCCAACCCUCUGCUGGAACAAGAAGAUUACCCAGAUAAAAUAGAAGAAAUAAGUUGGCUAGAGUGAAUGCUUUAAAAAGAAGAAAUUGA